AACUUCUUCGCCAUGUUUCCUUGAUCAUAACAUUGCCAUCCUAAAGAAACUUUUUGUUUAAUUUUGAGGAUGUCUUAACUGCAACUGUCUCUGCUGAUUCGUAAUUCCAAAUGAAUUUACCACGAACGGACCAGCCAUGGCGUGUUUAGAAAAUCUGAAACAGGACAUACGGAUCCUGGAGAGCACUUUCCCCAGACAAAACGAACGGUUUCAGAUUCUGACAGUCUCGGUUGACGAGAUAUCUUGUCGAUUUAUCGACAGAAAUGGUGACAAACAUCGUAUUCACGGCAAUAUUACGGAGACAUAUCCACAGAUGGCUCCAAUGUGGUACAUAGACGAUGAUGAUAGCUACAUCAGUGCUGCAAUCCAAGAACUGGAGAGAGCCCCACCUACCAAAAAUAACAUUUUGCAACAAGUGAAGAUGUUGGUAACAACACUUUGUCGCCUGAAUGAAGUCCCUGUACCUGAGGCCAUGUCCCACAUAGACCAUGCACUAACAGAAAGGGGCAUGGUGAUUUCUGAUGAGGACGAGGAUGACGAAGACGAGGAACAGGAAGUAGAAGAUGAUGAUGGAGAGGAGGAAGUUUGUCACGACGACAUGGAGGAAGAUCCUCAAAAUGACCAGAGAAUGAAGGCGGAGGUAGCUGGUAUUGACACAGACAAUUUAAUGGUAUUGGAACGAUUGAGACAGAAUCAAAGACAAGAUUAUCUCAAG
Mizuhopecten yessoensis (Yesso scallop) is the source of this 715-nucleotide messenger RNA. Its product is annotated as ubiquitin-conjugating enzyme E2 Q2-like. The transcript has 5 exons. NCBI's taxonomy places the organism in Eukaryota, Metazoa, Mollusca, Bivalvia, Pectinida, Pectinidae. The record is from RefSeq and is a predicted model, not a curated record. The annotation marks the transcript as partial.